Fonticula alba is the source of this 1695-nucleotide messenger RNA. RefSeq lists its product as hypothetical. Gene Ontology annotation, molecular function: histone acetyltransferase activity. Gene Ontology annotation, biological process: regulation of DNA-templated transcription. The coding region runs from base 186 to 1661 and encodes 491 amino acids. NCBI's taxonomy places the organism in Eukaryota, Rotosphaerida, Fonticulaceae. The record is from RefSeq and is a predicted model, not a curated record. The transcript has 5 exons.
CCUCUCCCCCCCCCCUCGCACCCUCGCCUUUGUCCUCCCGGCGCGGUGGCACCCUUCUCCGCGCAUUUCCCCCCUCUCCGCUCUCCGUCCGCCCUCCCCCCCCCUCUGCUCCUCCCCUCGACUGCGCCAUUGGGCUUGGCCACUUGCCUGCCCCUGCCCUCGCCCCCCUCUCCCCGCAGCAGAGGAUGCCCUCCCCGUCGAAGGCCCAGUCUCCGGCGAGCGCCACCGGCCCAGCGGCACCAGCCACAAAUGAACCCCCGGCCGCCGUGCUCUUCCGGCAAACGGGCAUCCUCACCGUCGGCACCAAGCUCCCGGUGCUGAAACGCUCGGCCAACCUCAAGCAACCGGGAAUCAUCCUGGGCAUGAGGCCGCCCAACAACAAGCAACCUCGAAUGUACUACGUCCACUUCGUGGACUUCAACAAGCGCCUUGACGAGUGGGUGCCGGAGGAUCUGUGCGACACCUCGGACCCGGGGCAAAUCGUCUGGCCCAAGGAGAAGACCGCCGACCCGGCGGCCACGGUGGCCUCGCGCAAGCGCAAAUUCGACAAAAUCACCCCCCAGCAGUCGGCCGGGCCGGACACGCCACAGGUCGAGGCGGGUGCCGGGCUGAAGAUUGUCAGCUCGCCGGACCUGCUGGGCCUGCCGGAUGCCAGCCACGAGGUCCUGUCGCCGUCGCUGGUGGAGGCGGCGGCCAGCAGCUCGCUGGCCGCCUCGGCCCCCGGGGAAACCGGCGCCAAUCUGACCCUGGAGCAGGAUCUUCGCCGACUGCGUGCCGGCGGGUCGCUGACCCAGCGCACGGACGAGGUCUCCCGCAUGAAGAACAUCGACGCCAUCCAGCUGGGCCGCCAUGUGGUGGAGACUUGGUACUUCUCGCCCUACCCCUUCCCGAUGGUGCAGCAGUCGUCCAUGAUAUACAUUUGCGAGUUCUGCCUCACGUACCGGGCCACGGAGGCGGAGUUCAUCCGGCACCGAGCCAAGUGCCAGGUCCGCGGCCCGCCCGGGGCCGAGAUCUGCCGCGACGGGCCGCUGUCCUUCCACGAGGUGGAUGGCCGCAAGCAGAAGACCUACUGUCGGAACUUGUGCCUGUUGAGCAAGCUCUUCCUCGAUCACAAGACCCUGCACCACGAUGUCGACCCCUUCCUUUUCUAUGUGAUGACCAUCACCGAUGAGAGUGGCUCACACCUGGUUGGGUACUUCUCCAAGGAGAAGGACUCGGCCCAGGAUUACAACCUGGCCUGUAUUUUGACCCUGCCGCAGUACCAGCGUCGGGGAUAUGGGAAACUGCUGAUUGCCUUCAGCUAUGAAUUGAGCAAGAAGGAGGGCAAGGUGGGAAGCCCCGAGAAGCCGCUCAGUGAUCUCGGUCUGUUGAGUUAUCGGCAAUAUUGGUUCGAAGUGAUCAUGGCCAUCCUCAUCGACCAUCAGGAUGAGAUCAGCAUUGAUGAACUGGCAUCACGAACGGCCAUCCGUCCGGAGGAUGUCCUGCACACCCUGGCGGCCAUGCGCCUCCUCCGGUACCAUCGCGGCACGCACAUCAUCUGCCUGACGCCGCGACACAAGGCCGACUUCGAUCGGGCCAUCGCCAAGCAAAAGCGCAUCAUCCAGGCGGACCUCCUGCGAUGGGUGCCGCCCGUCCUGUCCUCAGCGUCACGGUACCUGUGAGGGCCCCGAUCGAAUACAUCAUGCGUCGAUGGGG